Engraulis encrasicolus (European anchovy) is the source of this 2025-nucleotide messenger RNA. RefSeq names its product solute carrier family 1 member 9 (gene slc1a9). NCBI's taxonomy places the organism in Eukaryota, Metazoa, Chordata, Actinopteri, Clupeiformes, Engraulidae. The transcript is spliced from 10 exons. The record is from RefSeq and is a predicted model, not a curated record. Gene Ontology annotation, cellular component: plasma membrane. Bases 1 to 2025 code for a protein of 674 amino acids. Gene Ontology annotation, biological process: L-aspartate transmembrane transport; L-glutamate import across plasma membrane. Gene Ontology annotation, molecular function: glutamate:sodium symporter activity; L-glutamate transmembrane transporter activity; neutral L-amino acid transmembrane transporter activity.
AUGACGAAUCAUCAGCCAAUAAAGGAGCCCAUGGAGUGUGAGGAUGGGGGCACGCCGGCACCAAAAGGAGGAUUCCUGCAGCAGAACUGUGGAUGGAUAUUCCGCAACCUCCUGCUGGCUCUCACCAUUUUUGGUGUGAUCGCAGGGUCGGUGGUGGGCACGAUGCUACGGUACGCGCCCAAGCUUGAUCCCAACACGCUGAUGCUGCUCUCCUUCCCUGGGGACAUCCUGAUGAGGAUGCUGAAGAUGCUCAUCCUCCCCCUCAUCAUCUCCAGCCUCAUCACAGGUUUGGCCGGCCUGGACGCUCGCUCCAGCGGCAGGAUGGGCACGAGGGCCAUGGUCUACUACAUGUCCACCACCGUCAUCGCCGCUGUCCUCGGGGUCAUCCUGGUCCUGGGCAUCCACCCUGGCAACCCCAAGCUCAGGAACGAACCCACGGGCCCAUCUGCCCCGAAGAACCAGGAGGUCAACAGCCUGGAUGCCUUCCUCGACCUCAUCCGCAACCUGUUCCCAGAGAACCUGGUGCAGGCUUGCUUCCAGCAGGUUCAGACCGUUGCUAAGAAGGUUCCAGUGACGGUUGCAAACCAAACAGAGCCUAUCUACGUCAGCAAGAAGAAGCUAGAGCUAAAAUGGGGCAUGAAUGUCCUAGGCUUGAUAGGGUUCUUCAUCACCUUUGGGGUCUGUAUGGGGAAGAUGGGAGAGAGAGGCAAGGUCAUGUCCGAGUUCUUCAACGUGCUGAACGAGAUCAUCAUGAAGAUGGUGUCCAUGAUCAUGUGGUAUUCUCCUGUGGGCAUAGCCUCUCUCAUAUGUGGGAAGAUCGCAGCUAUUGGAGACUUGGAGACGGUUGCUAAGCAACUGGGCAUGUACAUGGUGACUGUCAUGGUAGGCCUUACCAUCCAUGGAGGGAUAAUCUUGCCCUGCAUUUUCUUUGGGGUGACCAGGAAGAACCCUUUCCAAUUCUACUCAGGAAUAUUCCAGGCAUGGAUCACAGCCUUAGGAACCGCCAGCAGUGCUGGGACACUGCCAGUCACAUUCCGUUGCCUGGAGGAAAACCUGAAGAUCGACAAGCGUGUGACCCGAUUCGUUCUGCCCAUCGGCGCCACUAUCAACAUGGAUGGCACUGCCCUCUAUGAGGCUGUGGCGGCCAUCUUUAUUGCCCAGAUGAAUGCCAUUGAUCUGGACGGAGGGCAGAUAGCCACAGUGAGCAUGACAGCUACGUUGGCCAGUGUUGGAGCGGCCAGCAUCCCCAGUGCCGGCCUUGUGACCAUGCUGCUGAUAUUGACUGCCGUCGGCCUGCCCACUCAAGACAUCAGCCUGCUCAUCGCAGUGGACUGGCUGCUGGAUCGAAUGCGGACAUCCAUCAAUGUUGUCGGCGACUCCUUCGGUGCUGGGAUCGUGGACCACCUCUCCAAAGCAGAGCUGGCCGAGAUCGACAGAGAAACCGAAGAGUUAGCGAACCCCCCCGUGGCAGAAGAGGAAGAGGAGGAGUUCAUCCCGCCCCCACCUCUGCUGACCGAGCUGGACUUCAUGGAGCCCAUAAAGCCCCCGGAGUUGCCACCGCGCUCCCCUCGGCCCGUCAAGCUUAACCACGCCCCGCAGUCGCUCUUCCAGUCCAGCGCCAUCACGCCGCACUCGCCCCUGUCCGUGCGCUCGCCGUCGCCACGGUCCGUUCGUUCGCCGUCGCCAAGGUCCAUCCGCUCGCCGUCCCCGCGCUCGGUGCAGUCCCACUCUCCCAGGCCCUUCCGUGCACAGGGGCCCUCUCCUCGUCUGCUGCGACGCCCUGAGCCUGGCUACCAGGCCUUGCCCACGCAUGACAAUCAGAUUCCUACCCUCCCACGUGCCCACAGAGAGAGGGAGCGAGACAGAGAGAGGGAACGACUGCGGGGGAGAGAGAGGGAGCCACAGAGCGAGACGGAGGAGGACGAAGAGAGAGAGAGAGGGAUGGAUGAAAUCAGUGAUGGGGAGGAGAGUGAUGACACGGCUUACGACCGAAGACACGCUAUUCCUCCGUGUGACCUCCCCUGA